This is a messenger RNA of Clunio marinus, 777 nucleotides long. NCBI's taxonomy places the organism in Eukaryota, Metazoa, Arthropoda, Insecta, Diptera, Chironomidae. The record is from the annotation of a GenBank genome assembly.
AUGAACGAGUCGAAUUUUGAGCAGUUCUUCAACAGUCGUCGCCAUGAGUCAUCGACACGAUCAGAAAUGAAUUUUUACGAUUUUGAAAAUACAUCAGCAAGCACGCUUGGAAGUGCAUCUGCUCAUUAUCAGUGUAACCCUUAUCGAACGACGAUACCGAAAGAUAAUGGAAUAUGCGAGUGUAUGAAUAAUUGUCAUUUGACAGAUUCUUGGAUGCCAUAUUUGAAGCAAGAAAAUAAUUUCAAUUGCAACACUCAACUCUCCAACAACAUUCCGAUAUUAAAUUCUUAUGCUCCGACAAGACAACUGAUUGAAUUACAAACAACUGCCAAUGUUAGUCCUUAUCCAAGCAUAUUUUAUAACAACGUUGAUUAUACAACGAGAUCUCUUUGCGUUAAUCCAACAAGUAGCUUUAAAGCGAGGGAUCAGAAUUAUUUCCAACAGCACGACUUCCUUCAGGAAGAUAUCUCAAGAUACGGCAAACUCAAUUAUGAUACAACAAGCUAUCAUCACUAUUAUAAUCAACCACAAAUAAAUUCUCAAAACUCUUUAACGCCAAACGGAACAAUUAAAUACGAAGAAAGAACAAAAACGAGCAUCAAAUUUCAAGAUCGAAACAAAAAGCUUGAUUUCAAAACAAGCUUUCGCGAAGAGAAUUGCAAGGUCAAUGGAUGUUUUCAUCAUGAAGAAACUUCGUCAUCAGUUGAACUCACGUCAGAUGUUUUCGCUACGCCUAAGAAGAAAUGGAUUCGUAAUUAUAUAACCGGUAAACAUUAA